Hyla sarda is the source of this 2114-nucleotide messenger RNA. It is a transcript of the gene RSPO2, whose product is annotated as R-spondin 2. Bases 584 to 1315 code for a protein of 243 amino acids. The record is from RefSeq and is a predicted model, not a curated record. NCBI's taxonomy places the organism in Eukaryota, Metazoa, Chordata, Amphibia, Anura, Hylidae. The transcript is spliced from 6 exons.
CUGGAUGCUGUGUGUGCGGAGGACCAGAGGACUCAUACACUACUGGAGCAUCAGUCCUGCCUGCAAGAUCACCAGAUCCUCCAACAACAGGGACCAAGGCUGGGACCACAGCUGAGGAGCCACCACUCACCCAUCAUCUCAUCCUCCACUCCAACUCAGCUCUGCUGCUCCUCUUCCUCUUAUUUUGGAUGGGAAUGGUCAGGAUUCCAAUGCUUGCACCGCACCAAUCUCCCCAGCCAGGAUCUCCUUCCUGAACCAGCACUAGAUCCCAGCACUGGAUCCCAUCUGAUCUCUCCAAACUUCCCUGCACUUUGAUUGUGAUCUGAUGUGGAGCUAACUUUAACCCUUCAGCUUCCCCAACACAACAAAAGGCUGUACUUGUUGUUUUUGUUUUUUGUUUUUGUUUAUUUUUUUUGUUUUUUUUAUCUAUCCCCGGAGAUGGAAGCUUGGAUGAGUGACUGGACCCUGUGCACACUCCUUGGUGUAUAGAAUAAUUUACCUUGAGGACUGAUACGUUGUAUUUAUUAUUAGUAUAACUUUUUUUUUUUUUGUAUUUUUAUUUUUGCUGUCAACACCUGCACCAAUGCAAUUCCGGCUCUUCUCAUUUGUUCUUAUCAUCCUGAACUGUGUGGAUUACAGCCAUUGCCAACAAGCCAACCGAUGGAGACGGAGCAAAAGAGCCAGUUAUGGAGCUAAUCCAAUAUGCAAAGGUUGUCUGGCAUGCUCGAAAGACAACGGGUGUAUUCGCUGCCAGCCGAAAUUGUUUUUCUUUCUGCGGAGAGAAGGGAUGAGGCAGUAUGGAGAGUGUUUACAUUCCUGUCCUCCUGGAUACUAUGGACUAAGAGCACCCGACAUGAACAGAUGUUCAAGGUGCAGAAUCGAGAAUUGUGAUUCUUGUUUUAGCCGAGAUUUUUGCACUAAGUGCAAACCAGGAUUUUACUCUCACAAAGGACGUUGCUUUGAGGAAUGUCCAGAGGGAUUUGCUCCUUUGGAUGGCACCAUGGAGUGUGUAGAUGGGUGUGAGGUGGGACCAUGGACCGAAUGGGGAACAUGCAGUAGGAAUAACAGAACGUGUGGGUUUAAAUGGGGCCUGGAGACAAGGACUCGACAGAUUGUAAAGAAGCCAGCAAAAGACACAAUCCCAUGUCCAACCAUUGCUGAGUCCAGAAGGUGCAAAAUGGCCGUCCGACAUUGUCCUGGAGGCAAAAGAACAACGAAGAAGGACAAAAGGAACAAAAAGAAGAAAAAGAAGCUGCUUGAAAGGGCCCAGGAGCAACACAGUGUUUUUCUUGCCACAGACAGGACCAGUCAGUAAAGAGACACAUUUUUUUUUUAAUUUUAUUUUCUCAUUUGCUAAGUGCACAAAGGCUGCUACAUGCUCUUGCACACAGAUGAACUGCAGAAUGGCUGCUUUACCGGUAUUGGUUACUAAUAUUUUGUGAACAUAUCACUAGCCUAUUUGUGUUAUUUAUACAUUUUCUUUUUUAAAUUUUUAUUUCAUUUUUUUUUUCUUGUCUGAAAAACAAAAAAACAAAAAAAAAAAACGCCAACAGUUGGAAAUACUGAGUUGAAUCAGUGACCUGGUGUAGAUGUGUCAAUGACUUUCUCGCUUUGGUUUUUUUAUUUUAGUUUUUUGACUUUUUAAUUUUUUUUUAUUUUUAAUUCAGUGCCUACGAUGGAAACCGCCAGUAUUUUUGAAAUAGGGACUGUUAACAAGGACGCCAUGCAGCAAAAAAUAAAAAUAAAAUAAAUAUAAUUAAAAAAAAAGGAAAAAGAAAAAAAUAAUGGACUUGUGUAUAUUUCUGUAAAGGAACAAUACAAAAAAACUAAACUGUUUGAUAGUAGAAAUUUAAAAUUUUUAUUUUUUAUUUUCUUUAAGUUUAUGGUUUCCAUAUUGUACAUUUUUAAGACAGUUGUAUUUGAAAUCUCUUUUUUUUUGUUUUUGUUUUUUGUUUAGCUGAUGUUGGUUCUCUGCGCCUAUUAUAACCAAACAGUUGUGUAUUAAAACUGUUGAUGCUAAUAUACAGUACUACAGCGGUAACUGCCUAAAUGUCCCGAAUGGCGCAGCAGUUAGACUUUGUACAUAGUGCUGAGAUGCUACAUAUAAUAAACUU